Malus domestica (apple) is the source of this 1594-nucleotide messenger RNA. RefSeq lists its product as uncharacterized. Lineage: Eukaryota; Viridiplantae; Streptophyta; Magnoliopsida; Rosales; Rosaceae. The record is from RefSeq and is a predicted model, not a curated record.
CCUAGAACCACCACUCAAAACCCCCACCUCUCCUCUAUCUCUCUCUCUCCCUCUCCCACAUACACUUCACUUUUGGUUCCAUUUCUUCACACCAGCAUGAACAACCACCACAGCAGCAGCCCUCUUCUUAGCAGUUGGGCUUACUACUGCCAAGGAAAGAGCAUGGAAGAGUUGAGGCAGUCCCUUUUGUACACAACCGUGGAGCUUGAGCAAACAAGAGCAGCAGUUCAAGAGGAGCUAAGAAAAAGAGAUGAUCAGAUAUCCCAUCUCAAAGAUCUGCUCCAAAAAGCCAUCAGAGAAAGAGAUGAAGCCCAAGGCAAGUGCCAAAGACUCCUCCUUGAAAAACUCCUCCAACAAACCCAGCAGCAGCAACACCAGCAAACCCAGCAGAAUCAGCAAACAGCUCCUCUCUCUGGAAUUUCAAGCAUUGAAGACGAACCCAGAAGAGGAAUCGACUCUAACAAUGGCUUCUCCUCCUCAGAUUGUGAAGAAAGCAUUGUUUCUUCCCCAGUUAUUGACCCAAUUCAGCAAACCCAGCAGCUGCCACCACGACCAUCUUUGCCACACCCAUCAGUGGAGCUGCUGCCUGAAAAGGGAAAGCUUUUGCAGGCUGUGAUGAAAGCCGGUCCAUUGCUUCAAACCCUACUUCUGGCAGGCCCUCUGCCGCAGUGGAGACACCCGCCGCCGCCGCUGGAGUCGUUUGAGAUCCCCCCUGUGACCAUUCCUUCACCACCACCUCAACCACCAUUGCACACCCAGCUCCAGCACCAAGACUCCUCCAACGUUAACUGCGGCAUAGUAAACAGAAAGAGAGUCCUCUGUGAUGGCUCUGCCUCUCCUCCAGAGACCAAGUUCCAAAGGGUUGCCCUCCGCUGACUCUGCAGCUGCUGCUUCAGAUUAUUAGUAUUAAUCUAUCCCUUAUUUUUACAGUUUGAUAUUUUAAAAAAUUAAUACAACUAAAAGGUUAGUGAGGAUGAAAACAAAACCAUGAAUUUCCAAAAUUUCAUUUGGGUUUUUGUGACCGAUCCAUCUAGCAUUUGUACAGAGAGAGAGGUUUGUUUCCAGGUUAACUCAGUGAGAGAAGGCAGUAAAAAAUUCAGAGAGCUUUGUUUGUUUAUUGGGGGUUUAAAUUUGCCUAUUUUCUUUUUAGUCAUUCACAUUCUAUUUUGGUCCAUAAUGUGAAAGGGGACUUGGAAUUUUAUCCAAAUUGUUGUGGGAUGGAAAAUGUGACUCUGAUUCUAGUUCAGUAAAUUAAGUUGAUUGUGUUUGUGUCUUGGUCGGACGGAUAACGCGUGUCGGAAGCUCUGCCCCGGGAUUUCUGUAGAGUGAGACGAGCAAAUCAAACACUAAGAUUGUAGGUGUGGAGUUGUUGUAUUUUUGGAGAAGAUGGGUGGUGUGGCCAACAACCAGAAAGGUUAAGAGCCCUGCUUGUCGGUUUGAGUGGAACCCAAAAAUCAGAAUCAGGAUCUGCUACUGGUGUGAUGUAUGAUUAUAUAUAUUUACAACAUAUAUAUAUAUAUAUAUAUAUAUAUAUAUUUGGGGGGAAGCAUGAUUGUUCAAGUCCAAUCCCCAUGUUGAAUUCUCUCAACAUCAA